Messenger RNA from Linum trigynum, 3590 nucleotides. Lineage: Eukaryota; Viridiplantae; Streptophyta; Magnoliopsida; Malpighiales; Linaceae. The record is from the annotation of a GenBank genome assembly.
UGCAUGGGUUUCUGUCGUAAUACCAUUAUACUAUACGGUGAAAGUUGGGGAGCUGAGGCCUGAGUACAAACGGACAAACCCUAAAAAAAGCAACCUGAUGGUUUGAUCUCUUGAAUCUCCUGAGAGAUCUGUGUUCCAUUUUUUUUUUAAUAUGCUGGGAAACAGUGUGAAUUAGGUAGCCGUUGUUGAGACUUGUUAUAUGCAAGUAUUCUAGCUUUCUUGGUUUGAGUGAAGUGAAAGAAAGAAAAAAGGUAAGAAAACGGUUUAUGUGUACUUACCUUAAUCUUUGAACUCGAUUGAUUUGAAAAGUUAAGUUUGGAUUCCAUCUACCCAAAAUGUCAUACAAAAUCCGAUUGUAACGAAGCGGUGUGCUACUAUUUGUUUCUGUAUACAAUCAAAGAGUGCAAGUGGAGGCAUGAUAUAGUGCUGCUCGUACUAAUUAAGGUGCACGACAAUUGAAAGAUCAGUUCGGAUAAACAUCGUGUCAUACGAUGAUUCUGGUUAGAUAGAAGUUUGCUAUCUUUUUGUCGAUGAAAGAGAAGAAGAAGACUUGGGAGUAGUGAUGGCAAUUUCAACCCGCCCCGUGGGUAUUACCCGACCUGACCCGUGAUGGGGCGGGUAUUACCCGACCCGCAGUAGCGUGGGGCGGGACAUGGGUAUCUACUUCCGAUCCGCCCUGCCCCGUCCCGCCCCGUUCUAGACUCAUUUUAUCUCAAUUUCUUACAAUAUCUAUACGUAUUUCUCCUAUUUUGACUUUUCUUCAACUAGUUAGAGUCGAUCUUUCAAUUUGUUAGGCUCAAUUAUCCAUUCUAUUAUCAAUAUUUUUCAUUGUUAAAGUGUUUUUCCCUACGUUUUAUUGUAAAAAGUAAAAUUUACUUGUAUUCUUUUUAACAACAUGUAAGAGUGGGUCGACCCGCCCCGUCCCGACCCGUAGUAUCGUGGGGCGGGGCAUGGGAAUUGAGGUACCCGCCCCGCCUUGCCAUCACUACUUGGGAGUUGGGAAUGUGGUGGAGAGAGAGAGAGAGAGAGAGAGAGGGACCAGGUUGCCAUUAGGAGGGGCAACAAAGAAGUGUAAAACAGUGAGGAUGGCACCCCACAAUGUCCCUCUUUCACUCUCAUAUACUCUUUUUCUUUUUACCUCAAAAUCUCCACACUCCACAUAUUUUAAUAACAUACCCUUAGAAGUUGUAGAAACCAACCCGUGGUGUGUCCUUCAACAGUACCCACACUCCCACAUUUGGCUUUGUCCUUUGUCCCUCAUUCCCAUUCCUUCAUAAAUACCCAUUUCCUCCAUUACAUCCUAAAACACCAUUCUUCACUUGAGAAAGAAAGAAAGAAAGAAAGAAAGAUAGAAAGGGAGUGUGUAAAGAGUUCAUAGCAGAAAAACAGAAAGGAAAAUGGCAGUUAGGAAACCAAACAAGCUGGCACAAGCAAAAGUCUUGAGGCAAAUCCUGAAGAGGUGCUCUAGCUUGGGGAAGAACAACAACAACAACCACCAUGAUGAUGAUUGCUUCCCGCCCUUGGACGUCCCAAAGGGACACUUUGCAGUCUACGUAGGGGAGAAGAGGAGUAGGUAUAUCGUCCCGAUCUCGUUCCUAACCCACCCUGAGUUCCAGUUCCUGCUCAGACGAGCCGAGGAGGAGUUUGGUUUCGAUCACGACAUGGGUCUCACCAUCCCUUGUGAGGAAGUUGUUUUUCGCGCUCUCACCUCCAUGCUCCGAUGAAGAAUUUGAGAACCAGUUCGUCGCAAUAAGUCGGUCGCGGCGUGCUAACCGUUGGAGACUCAAUGGGAUCCAUGACAUAAUGGAGAAGAAUUUGGAGGUGGCCAAAGAUGCAGAGUUCAUCUUUUUUUUUCAACAUCUUGAUUCUCUCUUCAUUGUUUUAGAUCUGGGUUUGAUUGUUUUUUUCUUCUUUCUUCCUUUCAGUUAAGUUUUUUUUUUCUUCCCCCCUUUUUUUGUUCUUUGUUGGGUUUAGAGGGCCUAAUGACUGACCUAGGAAAGUAGUACCCAUGACAAAUUAUUUUUUAGGCAAUGGGGGACUCCCAAGUCUCAACUCUGUAUAAAAAGCAACUUAUGGUUUCAUUUUCCCCACAGUUUUGCUGUGGGAGAAAGUUUCAACUUUUCAAGCAAUGGAAUGUGGAUUAUCUUUCGAUCUCUCUGUCCCUGUUUUCAUUGUUCCUCAUUCUUUGAGAAAUUGAUUCUAAGUCGAUAGGUUACAGGGACCUCCUACGAUAACUUGAGUAUAAUUUCAAGUUAGGUAAUUUGUAUAGAUCUAAACCGUUAAAAUCUAUCAAACUUAAUUUAAACCAUUAAUUAAAUAAAUAAAAAAUAAAAAAAUAAGUAAGAAAAUAAAUGGCAACUGCCGGUCACCACUACACAACUUACCAUUCUUUUUUUCUUCUUUCCAUUUCAAAUUUAGUUGUUUUCCAUAUUUUAUUCCUUCCUUUUUUUUAAUUCUCAUUGAAUUAGAAGUGUUACUUAAGGCUUCCGUAAUAACUUAGACAUUUACGUAACACGACGUUAAUGCUCAUUAUGUAAAGAGACCUUCCAUUACGUAAGGCUUCCGUAAAGAUAUUUUACAACUGUUACGUAAAAUACACAUUCAUUAUGUAAAGGUUACGUAACGAUAGUUAUUUCUUACUUAACAGUUAAAUUGGAAGCGUUACGUAAGGCUUCCGUAAUGACUUAUCACUUUACAUAACGCGAGGUUAAUACUCAUUACGUAAAAAGACCUUCAAUUACGUAAAAGUUACGGAACGACAUUUAUUUCUUACGUAACAGUUAAAUCAAUAGUGUUACGUAAGGCUUCCGUAAUGACUUAGCAUUUUACGUAACUCGAUGUUAAUACUCAUUACGUAAAGACACAUUCUAUUACGUAAGGCUUCCGUAACAAUCUUUUACAACUGUUACGUAAGAUUACCAUAUGUUACGUAACCAUUACGUAAUGCUUAUUGUACUUUACGUAAUGAGACCUGUGAAACCUGCCAUAACAGGUAAAAAAAUCAAGUUACCUUACUUCAAGUUACCGUAGGAAAUCCCUAGUCGUGUUAAGAACCAGCUCGUUUCAUAUUCGUUCGUAUCAAGAUUAUUAUUAUUUUACCUUGUACUGCGAUUUAGUUACAAAUUAUUGUUACUGUUUAUGCCAGUCCCAAUUACGCUCACCAGAUCCGGCAUGGAAACAGGAACAAGAGAAAGAAUAUAGGAAUAGUUCCAACAUAUGCAUGUAGUUUCUUGUCAGAGAAUGUGGCUACUUGUGGUUCAGAUUAUAUUCAAUCAAUCGUACGGAUCACAGAUACAUAUUUCCUUUGUUUUUUUUCCCCCCUUCCUUUGUUAAAUUUGUUUUUUCUUUUGGUUUAUUCCAUCUUGUUAGGACAAUAACCAAAGUACCCCCCAAUUGAUAGCUAUUGAUUUACCACGAGGAGUUCUUGAUACUCUCAAUAUGAUCCUACAGGUCGAGAUUACGGAAGGACAAAAUGGGGAAUGGAAAAGAUCACCGUAAAAAAAAUUAUCAUGCAAAUUGUGUCACAUGACGAGAUUGUUCACCUUACCUUAUAUGAGGCUAAUUGCACCGAAUAACAUGUAAGUAUUGAU